Molecule: messenger RNA, 999 nt
Organism: Paramecium tetraurelia
Lineage: Eukaryota; Ciliophora; Oligohymenophorea; Peniculida; Parameciidae
Exons: 1
Source: RefSeq, a predicted model, not a curated record
AUGAGAAGCAAGGGUCACAGCAAAGUCAAAUCCCUACAUACCGUGUAAGAAGUUUCAAAUACCAAGACUUUCUUUAUAAGUAGAAUCACGCAAAGAUCAUUUUUGAAGAAUGCUUUAGCUCCUCUGCCUUUAGAAUAGAGUCCUUAGAUAUAGGUGCCAACUCCAUUGAGUGGCAGAGUAGUUGCAAGGAAGGUCUUCAAAGGAACAUCGCUGAAAACUUAGGGGAGUGUUCUAGAUUGCGAAAAGAAGAAUCAAUAGUCUCUUUUCUAAGUGAUUGCUUCUGAAAAGUUCAAGAACAUUAUCUCAGAAGGAAAAUUAAGAAAGGAGGAGUAAACCCUUUUUACAUUAGAAGGACCACUCACAUUUAAAGAUCGAUAGAGAGAGAAGAUUUUCAAGUAGAGUUUGAAUAUAGAGAAUUAGUAUAUGCAAUAAGAAGACAACUAGAACAUCUAAAUAUUCCUGAAGAACAUGAGAUAAAUCAUAACCACUAGUCAUAUUCAACAUAAUGACAUUCAAACAAAUGAGAAUAGUUUCUUGUCUGAUAAUUUUAAGACUCAAAUGACAAGUCCUCGAUUUACCUUUACCAAUCAUCUCUCAACUAUUCAACUCCAGAAUUAGCCUACUUAGCUUUAUAAAGUGGGGAGCACUUCAUUGUUAGAUCCAAUUGAGGAAAAAAAGGAAUAAAUGAAACCCACUAUGCAACCCACAAUGCAAAUCAAUAAAAAAAAACUGACUAUUUCUGUGAGCAAUCCAGAAAAUUAAAUAGGAGUCUACUAAUUCAAUGUCCCAGAUUAUUGUAAGAAAUUGGAAGAUAAGAUUGAGGAGGUGUAGGAAUACACUGAUAAACCUAAACAUGUCUUGAAGCAGGCAUUGUAGUUUGUAAGUAAAUUUGAUGUAAACAUAGAUUUCCUCAUAACCCAAAAAAAUGACAUCCAAAUUCUCUAAAUCCAUUUUAAAGAUUAUUGGUAUUCCAGAUCAAGAGAAUGCACACGAAGAUGA